Messenger RNA from Adineta steineri, 393 nucleotides. NCBI's taxonomy places the organism in Eukaryota, Metazoa, Rotifera, Eurotatoria, Adinetida, Adinetidae. The record is from the annotation of a GenBank genome assembly.
AUGUUAUAUGCUAAAAUUCAAGGUUCAGAACCAAUUUUACUUGAUCAAACACAAUUAACAGAUGAAAUGAUUGCACUUAGUGAUGAUAAUUCCAGUUCAUAUGUUGAAGAAAUUAAAAGACGACGAUAUACCAAAGAAUUCCAUUCAUUUGUUAAAAAUUGUGUAUCUACAUCACUUGAAUCUCGACAUUCGGUUGAUGAAUUAAUAAUGCAUCCAUUUGUUAAACAUCCUAAAAAAAUCAGUCAUGAUUCUCAACAUCUUGCUGAUGAUAUGGCUAAAAUUCUUGGAUUUUAUAAAGCAAAAGAAUUAAAUAAUACAGAAGCAAAUAUCGAACAAAUAUUUGAUAAUUCCAAUAAGAAAUAUAAUAGUAUUAAUUUAUCAUGGGAAUUUUAA